AUGGAUCCUAACCAAUUUAAGAUGUUCUUGGAGCAUCAGUCCAAUAUAUUUACCCAGUUGAUGCAGAGCAUGGCCGCACUGAAUCAGCAACAGCGACCGCAACCACAACAGCAAGUGAAAUCGACUACUGUUCCGGUUCCUCAGCCGUCGCCAUUAUCGUUGGAAGGAGACAUGACAGCAAACUUUGACUUCUUUGAGAGAAAUUGGCGAAACUAUGUAAGUGCUAUGGAAAUGGACAAAUGGCCUCCAGCGGAUAAUCCAAGAAAAGUGAGUGUGUUGCUUUCGGUCAUUGGCGAGGAAGCCAGAAAACGGUUUUUCAAUUUCGAACUAACCCCAGCGCAGCAGAUUGACCCAGAAGCUGCGUUAGUAGCUAUUAAAGCAAAAGUCGUCACAAAAAGAAACAUAAUUGUUGACCGACUUGACUUUUUCUCAGCUGUUCAUUCACCUAACGAAACAGUUGAUGAUUUCACAACCCGACUAAAAACCCUAGCCAAGGUUGCUAAGCUAGGAGAACUGGAAACGGAAUUCAUCGCGUUCAAGGUAGUAACAGCAAACAAGUGGCCACAUCUUCGUACUAAAAUGUUACCUAUGGCAGAUAUAACUCUGGAUAAGGCUGUUGAUUUAUGUCGUGCAGAAGAAAUAGCGUCGCAGCGGUCUUAUGAGCUGGGAGCUUCAUCUUUGCAAACAGAGGUAAACAAGGUCCUCAAAUCGAAUAAAAGAGCAGCUAGGUGCAAAUUUUGUGGAGACUACCAUGAAUUUACAAAAGGUACCUGUCCGGCGUUAGGUAAACGCUGCCACCGGUGCAAAAAGAAAAACCAUUUUGAAAAGAUGUGCAAGGUAUCAGGUAAUAAACCGAAAGUACGAAAAUCCAGACGCGUUAAAGAGGUGAAAGACGGCAACUCAGAUUCAGAAUCGACCAUGACAGGUAGCGAGUCGUCAAACGAGGGAACAGACGAUGAAUAUGAAAUAAGAAAAAUUUACGACAACUCGAAUACAGGUGGAAGUGUCUUGGCCGAGCUGAGCCUAAAGUUCAAUAAAAAAUGGAGAUCGGUCCUUUGUGAAGUUGAUACGGGCGCCAACACUAGUUUGGUUGGACACUCUUGCCUAGUUGAAUUGUACGGCACGCGCAAUAUUCCCGUUCUCCCUUCAAAGUUCCGUCUACAGAGCUUUGGAGGCAACUCUAUCAAGGUAUUGGGCCAGAUCAAAGUUCCAUGUCGUCGGUUGGGAAAGAAAUUCAUCCUCGUUUUGCAAGUUGUGGACGUCGAGCACCGUCCUUUACUCUCGGCGAAUGCAUCAAGAGAACUCGGUCUUGUCAAGUUCUGUAAUACAGUUGCUUUUGGUGAACCAAGCUCAAGUUGUCACUCAGACGACCAGCAGAAAAAAUUACUCAACAUUCACCGAGUAAAGGCACAGCAGAUUAUCAACGAGCAUCAACAAUUGUUCAAGGGCUACGGAAAACUUCCAGGGUGUGUUUCACUUGAGAUAGACAACAGCGUCAUCCCAUCGAUACAACCUCCUCGUCGUGUACCAAUCGCGAUGCGAAAUAAGCUUAAAGCCGAACUGGAAAGCCUUGAGAAGGACGGAAUCAUCGUCAAGGAAACAUCACAUACAGAUUGGGUGAGUAAUGUAGUGAUUGUCCAGCGCGGGGACCCAAGUUCUGGUGUUCGAAUUUGUCUAGAUCCGGUAGUCCUUAAUAAAGCGUUGAAAAGGCCAAAUUUACAGUUUGUGACCUUGGACGAAAUAUUACCGGAAUUGGGAAAGGCCAAAAUUUUCUCGACGGUAGAUGCCAAAAAAGGCUUUUGGCAAGUAGUACUCGAUGAGCCAAGUAGCAAAUUGACUACCUUUUGGACUCCAUUUGGUCGCUAUCGAUGGACCCGUUUACCGUUUGGAAUAGCGCCGGCACCUGAAAUAUUCCAACUUAAGUUGCAAGAAGUAAUUCAUGGCCUAAAGGGAGUGGAAUGUAUUGCUGAUGACCUCCUUGUGUACGGUGUAGGGGAAACAUUUGAAGAAGCUCUUAUAAACCACAAUGAAAAUUUGGAUAAAUUGCUUCAACGGCUAGAACAAAAUAACGUCAAAUUAAAUAAGGCCAAGUUAAAAUUAUGCCAACGAUCUGUGAAGUUCUACGGUCAUAUUCUUACCGAUCGUGGUCUGCAGCCAGACGAGUCAAAAGUGUUAGCGAUCAAAAAUUUUCCAAGGCCAAUGAAUCGCAAGGAAGUCCACAGAUUUGUCGGUAUGGUUACUUACCUUGGACGUUUCAUCAGAAACCUUAGCGAAAAUUUAGCAAAUCUUCGUCGAUUAAUCCCAGAGUCCGAACCAUGGAAAUGGAAUUCAACGGAAGAAAAAGAUUUUAAUAAAGUGAAAUCACUGGUUGCCGAUAUGAAAACAUUACGUUAUUACGAUGUGCAUGAGCCGCUGAUAAUAGAAUGUGAUGCUAGCAGUAUUGGUCUCGGGGCCGCUGUGUUUCAGAAGGACGGAGUUAUUGGCUAUGCGUCGAGAACACUCACUGCUACCGAGAAAAAUUACGCACAGAUCGAAAAAGAGCUCCUCGCUAUACUAUUUGCCUGUGUCAGAUUCGAUCAGCUGGUAGUUGGCAAUCCCAAAACAACAAUCCGCACUGAUCACAAACCACUUUUGACGGUGUUCAAAAAACCGUUGUUGUCAGCGCCACGCCGAUUGCAGCAUAUGUUGCUCAAUCUGCAGCGCUACAAUCUUUCAAUCGAGUAUGUUACUGGCAAAGAAAACGUUAUCGCAGAUGCACUCUCACGAGCCCCUUUACCAAAUCAGCAUAGCGACAAAUAUGAAAAGCAGAGCAUCCUAAAAGUGUUUAAAGAAAUUCAAGACGUCUCUCUUAGUAAUUUCCUAAAAGUAUCUAGCGCAAGGAUUGACGAAAUUAUCCGUGAAACUGCAAAAGACCAGUCACUGCAACUUGUUAUUGAUUAUAUUCAAAACGGCUGGCCGCAAACCAUCGACCGAGUACCGGACAGCGUGAAAAUAUACUUUAGUUUCAGAGACGAACUAUCUUUUCAAGACGGGUUGAUCUAUAGACGUGACUGUAUUGUAGUUCCUUACGCGCUGCGAACGAAAUUAAUUUCUAGCUGCCAUGCCAGUCAUAACGGCAUAGAAGCCACACUUAAACUGGCUCGUGCGAAUCUUUUCUGGCCUGGAAUGUCGUCUCAAAUUAAAGACCUAGUUAAAGCGUGCAAUGUCUGUGCAAAAUUUGCAGUGUUUCAACGAAAUCCUGUUAUGAAAACUCACGACAUACCGAUUCACCCAUUUCAGUUAAUUUCAAUGGAUGUUUUCUUCUGCGAACUUCAAGGUGUCAAACGUAAAUUUUUGGUUACAGUGGACCAUUAUUCAGAUUUCUUUGAAAUCAAUCAACUCAAAGAUCUGAGUCCAGAAUCUGUUAUCGACGCGUGCAAACAAAAUUUCUCACGUUUCGGUGUCCCACAACGUGUCGUAACGGAUAAUGGAACGAACUUUAAUAAUCAGAAAAUGGCAAAAUUUGCUUCUGACUGGGAUUUUCAAAUAAGCACUUCUGCACCACACCAUCAACAAGCAAACGGUAAAGCAGAGUCAGCAGUUAAGAUAGCAAAGCAGCUGAUGAAAAAAUCAGAUGAAUGUGGCAUUGAUUUUUGGUAUGCUUUACUCCAUUGGAGGAACAUUCCGAACAAAAUUGGAUCUAGUCCAGCUGCCCGCUUACUAUCGCGUACCAUCCGUUGUGGUGUACCAACAGCAGCAGCCAAACUUCUCCCAAAGAUCGAGAAAGAUGUAUCUUUUAAAAUUGAAACGAACCGCAAACGAUCCAAAAUGCAGUACGAUCGUAAAUCACAAUAUUUACCUGAGCUUCAAAUCGGAACACCCGUUUACGUGCAACUACAUCCGGAAACAACUAAACUCUGGAGCAAAGGAACAAUUUCGGAACGACUAAAUGAGCGUUCUUAUCUGGUGGACGUAGGAGGAACCGAAUAUCGUCGAUCUUUAGUACACUUGAAGCCGCGCAAGGAACCUAUUGCGCUGCCAGACCGCUAUUCGUCGUCCUGUGGAAGAAAUCCUGAAUAUCCUUAUCUGCUUUCAGCUGUAAACCGUCCAACUCCAGCCAUUGUAAACAAACACUCGGAUACCGAGCGAGAGCUGUCACCUACAGCAGAAGCAGAUCAGUUCCCGUUGCUUCCGUCGCAGGCGCCUACUGCGAUGACAGAAUCGCAAAUAAAUCCUGCAGCAGUGUCACCAGAAUCGUCGAAAACAAAAUCAAAGAGGGUUCGACCCGUUACACCGUUACAUUUAAACCGUCCCAAAAGAGAAAUGUAUAUUCCUGUAAAAUUUAAAGAUUACACAAUGUAUUGA
Messenger RNA from Wyeomyia smithii (pitcher-plant mosquito), 4344 nucleotides. RefSeq lists its product as uncharacterized. The record is from RefSeq and is a predicted model, not a curated record. The transcript has a single exon. NCBI's taxonomy places the organism in Eukaryota, Metazoa, Arthropoda, Insecta, Diptera, Culicidae. The coding region runs from base 1 to 4344 and encodes 1447 amino acids. Gene Ontology annotation, biological process: DNA integration. Gene Ontology annotation, molecular function: nucleic acid binding.